Callithrix jacchus (white-tufted-ear marmoset) is the source of this 2618-nucleotide messenger RNA. RefSeq names its product death associated protein (gene DAP). The record is from RefSeq and is a predicted model, not a curated record. Gene Ontology annotation, molecular function: death domain binding. Gene Ontology annotation, biological process: negative regulation of autophagy; cellular response to amino acid starvation; apoptotic signaling pathway. Lineage: Eukaryota; Metazoa; Chordata; Mammalia; Primates; Cebidae.
CCGCGCCACGUCAGCUCCCGGCGGCCACGCCCCCUCCCCAGCGGUGUCUGUAACUGUGCUGGCGCGGCCCCGGCGCUUCACGCGCACGCGUUGCUCUCCCGCCGGCUCCCCAGCGCACACACCCGCGCUCACUCGCGCACUCCCGUCUGGCCGGAGAACCGCGCCGCCGCCUCGGCCCCGCGGAAGCCCCACCGCGCCAUGUCUUCGCCUCCCGAAGGAAAACUAGAGACUAAAGCUGGACACCCGCCCGCCGUGAAAGCUGGUGGAAUGAGAAUUGUGCAGAAGCACCCACAUACUGGAGACACCAAAGAAGAGAAAGACAAGGAUGACCAGGAAUGGGAAAGCCCCAGUCCCCCUAAACCAACUGUGUUCAUCUCUGGGGUCAUUGCCCGGGGUGACAAAGACUUUCCCCCGGCGGCUGCGCAGGUGGCUCACCAGAAGCCGCAUGCCUCCAUGGACAAGCAUCCUUCCCCGAGAACCCAGCACAUCCAGCAGCCACGCAAGUGAGCCUGGACCCCACCAGCCUCCCCCGCAGCCCCAGCUCUGCUGCACCUGGCAUUUCCCCGAAAGAGAGAACCAGCACUUUCUCCCAAAUUCCCCUCUACUCGGAAAUCUAAGGCAAAAUGAGGUGCUCUGUCCUUUGCCUUAUAUUUCCAUAUUUAAAGCUAGAGACGGCUCCAGCCCAAACCUUGUUUAAGGGGAGUCUGGUUGGAUGUCAUUUGAGGAUUAUUGUGCCCCCAGAGGUGCCAUUAGCAGAACUUGCCAAGAUCUGAGGAAAACUGUAGCUUUAGUUCUAUUUCAGCAGUCACCUGACAGCCUUGUCUGUGGUCUUCAAAACAAGAAGGCACAAAUUUGAGAGGAUCAGAUUAAGGUUAAGAGAAAAGGUCAGUCAUUGCAUGCUUUUAGUAUUAGGACGAUAAAAUCUCAGCACCUACAGGAGAGGAAGAAAUAAGGGAAUUCAUUUGGGUGGUCCCUCGGGCCCUUAGAGGCAGGGAACAAUGCCAAAUUUCCCUCCCUUGAGAUGGGGGAUCCUAUGCAGGCUGAUAAGGUACACACAAGAAAAGCCAAAAACAUACAUCUUAGAAAUAGCCCCUCAAUUCCAGGAGGCAGCAUGCCAAAAAAUGAGGCUGGAGGCAGGUGGCUCCAAGGGAGGCCUUCUGGAAUGAGGUCUCGGCGUGGCAGGCCCAGCAUCGCCUCAGUCCAGAUGGGCUCCACCAGGAGUUGAAGCAAGACUGGCCUUUCGGGAAUCACCUCCUGAGCCACUUCAGAGUUCUGCAAGUGCCCAUGGCCCAGGGUCAAGGAAUAGACCUCUAGCUCAUUCUGGAACAUGUGAGCCAGAGAGUCGGAAGCUUGGAAAGACCAGUUGAAAAACCUGCCCUUUGUCUCCCAAGGGACAUGGAAUACCACAUUCCAUUUGUGCUAGAAAAACCUAUUCACUGGUGAGUCUAACUGCCCCAAAUGCCUCCCGCCCGUGCACACAGCUGCCCGGGCCCAUCGUCACUUGGGCACGUCAGGUGGUCCUCUAGUUUUUGUUUUUUUUUUUUUUUUUUUUUUUUUGAGGCGGGGUUUUGCUCUUGUUUCCCAGGCUGGAGUGCAAUGGCGCAAUCUCGGCUCACCGCAACCUCCGCCUCCUGGGUUCAGGCAAUUCUCCUGCCUCAGCCUCCUGAGUAGCUGGGAUUACAGGCACGCGCCACCAUGCCCAGCUAAAUUUUUGUAUCUUUAGUAGAGACGGGGUUUCACCAUGUUGACCUGGAUGGUCUCGAUCUCUUGACCUCGUGAUCCACCCGCCUCGGCCUCCCAAAGUGCUGGGAUUACAGGCUUGAGCCACCGCGCCCGGCCUCGGUCCUCUAGUUUUUAGAUGAAUUUCCUGUCUAGAGGUGUCCUAGUCUGCUCACUGGCUGGUAGCAGUAGCAUCUCCAAAAAGCAAGAGGGCUCACUUAGACAAAACUGCAGUGCUUGUGGAGGGCCCGACUAUCCUGCUCACCCUCAGGACUGCUGCAGGUCAGCAACUGUGCCGUGGCCAACCAGCAGCCUUUCUGGUACUGUUCUCCAGUUCACGUCUGCCAGCUGGUGAGGGCAGAGGCAGACCUGGUCAGAACCAGCAGCCCCUCCUCCGUGAGGGGGCAUGGCAUGGCCUCACACUUGAAAGGCAGUGUUUGGUUUCCCAUCUCAUCUUCUUAAGGGAAGCCGGUGCAUACCCUUCAAGGCCCUGUCACCACCGAUUUCCUCAUCAGUUGGCAUAUACUGAGGGUGGCUUUUAGAGACUCAGGCUUGGUCGGCAGCACUGCUGUGGAACACCCCAGCAGGCACCUUCUACCUGCCUUUCGGAGCCAGCACCCAGGAGGGAUGCCACACUCCCGCAACACCAGGUCAGCCCCUGCGGACCCCUGCCCCUGCCACUGCAGAAAUUCAGAAGUGCCCUUAGUGCUUCUCAGGCUUCAGCGGAAGGGAGGGCUGUUCUUUCCAGAGGUGCAUUUCUUUAUGUACUGUUAGCUGGAUCUGGCAUGCAUCCGUGGGCUUUAGAUCAUUACAUCCAAAUUAUUUGCCUAAAUGAGUUUAUCAAUUGUUAACUUGAAGAAUAUUAAUUGUUUCUAAUAAAGCUCCUGCAUUUCUCUCCA